Molecule: messenger RNA, 654 nt
Organism: Didymosphaeria variabile
Lineage: Eukaryota; Fungi; Ascomycota; Dothideomycetes; Pleosporales; Didymosphaeriaceae
Exons: 2
Coding region: 1-654 (217 amino acids)
Source: RefSeq, a predicted model, not a curated record
AUGCGAAAUACUGCGUCGGACAUCGAACUAAGAUUUCACAAGCUUUCCGGUUUUCCAUCGCUCGCGAGCUUCAUUGCGAGUGAUCGCGAUCGCACAACCUUCGUGUACAAGCGCUUCGACGAGUUGGCGGCGCGCAAUUUACUGUAUCUGCAGAGCGAACUUGCUGAGUUGCAAUCGAAGCAACGAGGGUUCGAUGAUGACGAUCUUGUAGCUGAUCUCGCUACUAAACAAUGUGCUCGUAACUACGCAGAGUUCAUGAGAGCAGCGAAAGAUGCAGGAAACGAAAGACAAAAGGAAAGAAAGGCGCUGAUGUUAGAGAUCCGCCAAACGAUGAAAGACUAUCGAGAAGCUUUGAUGUUCGAGAGCACGAUGGCAACGAUGCCGGCUCCCUCGAAGAGUGUCCUGCGUGCUUUUCAAGAAGAGUACUAUAACAGACAUGACGGAGACAAUGAACCAUUCCCUACACUUGGCGGAAGUAGUGCUGGCGUGUACGACGAGAUUGAUGAUUUGGUAGCAUUGAGAGUGCUUGAGAGUCCAGACAGGCUGACGCACUUUGCACAUGAACAUCUAGCGUUCCUGUUCCCGGACCGCAAGCGAUCAAGAUACGGGAUCGCAUACGCUUCCGAUCGUGCGAUUGAGUCCUUCGUGGCAUAG